AUGAGUGAGGUAUCUUUUCCGAAGGUGUUGUGGGAGCGUGAUACGGGAGACGCCGGCGCAAUGGAUAGCUGUUACAAGCUUUACACAUGGAUUAACCACACGGUGCUUAUGCUGCUCUUCCAGAUAUUUUGGAAAGUGAGCCAAAUAUCCGACUAUUUAACAGGAAAGUCGUCAGAGCCGAAGUCAGAGAUGAUGAUAACCUUCUCACCACUCACAAAGGAAUCAAAACUCAGAAGACAUAUUAGAUCAAUGUCGGAUGUACAAAGCAGUACACCUUACCGUAUCGCCUUCAGAUCAAGAGUAGGAAGCAAUCACACUCUAAUGUACGAUUCAGACACACGGGCGAGGAGGAUCCGGUCCCACCAUAGACACCAGGAGCCAGACUCUUCAGACUCGAGCGAUUACUUUGAGCCGGCGAAGAAGGUUCGAAGUUUGGGACGCAAUAUCAUAAAACACACAGACUCUAUGAGAAUACUAUAA
Messenger RNA from Arctia plantaginis, 480 nucleotides. Lineage: Eukaryota; Metazoa; Arthropoda; Insecta; Lepidoptera; Erebidae. The record is from the annotation of a GenBank genome assembly.